This is a messenger RNA of Arctia plantaginis, 855 nucleotides long. The record is from the annotation of a GenBank genome assembly. NCBI's taxonomy places the organism in Eukaryota, Metazoa, Arthropoda, Insecta, Lepidoptera, Erebidae.
AUGAACGCGUUUGCCGACUCCGUCAAAAGAAGGUUGUUGCUCGUAUUAGUGCUACAAGUGCUGCCAUCUUUUUCAAUCAAUGUCAACUUUGAACGUAACGUAAACAACAUCGACGCUAAGACGAAGAUACCUAUCAAACCGCUUAUAAUUCCGUGUCUGCUUAAUGACGUGGUCAGAUUGUCCGCGCCAGUGAUUAACAAAUAUGACCAAUAUUAUAUAUCAAAACCAAAUGGAGACGUGAUCAAAUUAAAAUUGCAAGCACCAAAGAAAUUAAGCAGCACAAGAACAUACGACUUAAUAUCUGUCACUUUUCUAGAAAAUUCGCUUGCUAUUGUAAAGCAAAAAAAUAGUCAUCGUGCAUACAAUGCUGACGAAUUUGACCAAAAGUUUCGAAAUUUAGACUCGAACGAGUUUCUGGUCGGACCGCUUUUAGAGGAAGAUUUUGGAAACUGGGUUUUAAGUACUUAUACUAGAGAUUUAGAUGACGAAUGGAUUGAACUGUUUCAAGUGAUUACAAUGGAAAUAACAUCAUUUGUCACAUUAGAGCCAGCCAAACCAAGACUGAACGUAGGGAAUACCUUUAACCUUAGCUUUCCCUACCCGUUCCCUGAUAUAAAAUCUUGCGAGAUUGUAGCACCUAGGAGUACAUUCGACCGUUUUUACAAUAGAAACUCGACCAACUUCAAUAAAUGUGGGUUCACCAUACCGAAUAUAACUAAAGAAGAUGAGGGUAUCUGGAAGAUAAUUGGCGUAGGCAGAAUUAUAUAUGAAGGAGAAGUCUUGUUGGAAGUUAAUAAGAGUUUAGGUCUGAAUCCAACAGUCGUUAAGAAGAAGGAAAGUUUAAAAAAGCAAUGA